CACAUCGUGUCGUCUUUGUCUUUCAUGCAGGAGACACUGACAGCACGUGGCUGCCAGAAGAGCAUCAAGGAGCUCGAGAUCCGCUUGCCUAUCGACUACGGUGUGACCAGAUACAGCGAUACCAUAGCCGACCUGUCUGCCCUGGAGGGAUUUGUAGCCGCGUGCUGUGAGUCGCCCGACAUUCCAGUCACGUGCACCAAGCGGGAGACCUGGGAGAGGGGCACCGAGCCCUCCCAGACGCGCACAUUAUCCUUCGACCCGAUGAUCGUCUGCCGUGACGAUUUCCCCACCGACCCGACUCCCCUCUUCACCACGGUCAUGAAGCAGCUGGCCCGGCAGGCAGACAAGGUGCGUUUCGAGUUCAAGGAGCCCAUCAGCGAGUUCGAGGAGCCCAUCAGCAACCCUUCCCCCAGCUACAGCCAAUCGGCGAUCGACUGGGCCACGCAGCUGUCCUUCGACAACGCCGAGACGGUGUCGUUCACAAGCAAUUUGGAUCACGACUUCUGGAUGUUCACAUCCUAUCCCCCGGCACCUCCCAUCCCCCGCCCCUCACUCACCGCAUUCAUGCAGCCCUUCCCCAAGGCCAAGAGGCUGAUGCUCUCUGGCCGUGUGGGCGGUGCUGCGGGGCGGCUACUGGCAGACAAGCUUCCCAAACAGCUCAACUCGGUGGAGAUCGAGGGAAUGGAGGCAGCUGAGGCGGUCGGCGCCCUGCAGGCGCUGGGCAGUGGGCGGGAGGUGGGGACGGUGACGAUAGGCACAGCCCCACGGUAUCGACGGCCGAUGCGUCUGGGUGAGAGCGCCAUCGCUCAGCUGGUCGGGGCGGCGGCGGACCUGCCGACCAUCGGCGAAUUUGAGUUCAAUCCCACAUGUAAGCAAAGACACGAUGAACAACCAAUUUGAGUCCAAAAGAGAGCUGGUUGACUGCCUACUUGUCUGCUUGUGGUGCUGCAGUUCCGCCAGGUCGCGAAGCUGAGGUACGUGAGACCGUGCUGGGCUACCUGUCAUCGCUGCUGCAGCUGAGAGGUCUGCGGCAGCUGCAGAUGAAGAGGUCAGUGCACAUACAUGACCUGCCCGCCUCCGUGACUGUCGGCGGCGUGGCGUUUACCAUCACCCAAUGGCCUUAUCGGCCUAACUUUGGUCACACGCUGACCGCCAAGCGUGAGACUUAGCUCGUCAUGGUGGAUGGAUACGACAGGGUGGUUAGGUAGCCAUGAGGGGGUGAGGAGAAGACGG
Molecule: messenger RNA, 1233 nt
Organism: Vitrella brassicaformis
Lineage: Eukaryota; Vitrellaceae
Source: the annotation of a GenBank genome assembly